AUGUCCCGAGCGCAGAUCUCGCGCGUCACCGCGCCGUCUCAUCGCUCUCGAGUGAAUUCUUCCACUUCAUCAGCUCGCCACCGCGCCGCCUCCGUGCGCUCGACGCCGUCCUCCUCGGCGUCGUCCUACGCCUCAAAAACAGUCGUCUGCACGCGGGAGAGCGGUAAGAAUGGGGCACUGAUGAACAUGUUGAAGGCUCGUGGGGUUCGGUGCGUGGAGCUGCCGCUCGUCGAAGCCGUCCCGGGCGAGGACGCGGACGGAUUGCCGGACGUUUUAACGCGCGAGCGCUGGGAUUGGGUGUGCGUGACGUCACCAGAGGCUGCGAAGGUGUUUCUCGACGCGUACGUAAAGGCGGGAAGGCCGGAGGGGGUGCGGGUGGCGGUCGUCGGAGCGGCGACGGGGAAGGUGCUGACAAAGGCGGAGCCCGAGGCGUUCGCGGCGGAGAAACAGUUCAUACCGAGCAAGGCGACGGCGGUGACGCUCGCGGCGGAGCUUCCGUGCGAUCAGGGGUCAUUAAUUCUAUAUCCGGCGAGUAAGAAGGCGGCGACGACGCUGCAGGACGGAUUAGAGGCGCGCGGCGCCAUGGUCGUUCGCCUGAACACGUACUCCACCGAGCGCGUGGAAACCUUACGGGCGGAAGACAUCGCCGACGCCGUGUGCGCCGACGUCGUCACCUUCGGAAGCCCAAGUGCAGUGCACGCUUGGGUCGAGCUCUGCGGUCAAGCGCUCUACGAUCGCCUCACCGCGGACCAGGACGCUUUACAACCCGCCUACGUAUGCAUCGGCGAAACCUCCGCCGAGGCGUGCGCCAACUGCGAGCUUCCCGACGUCUUCUACCCCGAGAGUCCCGGGAUGGAGGGAUGGGCCGAGACUGUUUUUUUAGCCCUCGACAUGGACCUCAACGAUCGCUGGUCCGGGAUCGACGUCGCGUGA
Messenger RNA from Ostreococcus tauri, 933 nucleotides. RefSeq names its product Tetrapyrrole biosynthesis, uroporphyrinogen III synthase. The record is from RefSeq and is a predicted model, not a curated record. The coding region runs from base 1 to 933 and encodes 310 amino acids. Gene Ontology annotation, molecular function: uroporphyrinogen-III synthase activity. The transcript has a single exon. Gene Ontology annotation, biological process: uroporphyrinogen III biosynthetic process. NCBI's taxonomy places the organism in Eukaryota, Viridiplantae, Chlorophyta, Mamiellophyceae, Mamiellales, Bathycoccaceae.